Molecule: messenger RNA, 2654 nt
Organism: Alosa sapidissima (American shad)
Lineage: Eukaryota; Metazoa; Chordata; Actinopteri; Clupeiformes; Clupeidae
Product: free fatty acid receptor 2
Exons: 9
Coding region: 27-2417 (796 amino acids)
Biological process (GO): G protein-coupled receptor signaling pathway; cellular response to fatty acid
Cellular component (GO): plasma membrane
Molecular function (GO): G protein-coupled receptor activity
Source: RefSeq, a predicted model, not a curated record
GAAACUGAGAGGACAGCAGUUGACUGAUGAUUAAACGACGUUCUCUAAGGGCUAACACCGGGCUUGUGAUGGACUGUCAGAGGCUCCUUGGACUCUUUGGCGUCUCUUUCACUGCAGCCUGUCUACUGUCCACAGCACAGGGCUUUAGUGUUGAGAUGCCAGCCUCUGUGAGGGCAGUGGAGGGCAGCUGCGUUCUGGUCCCCUGCCAAACCCGACCCCAUACCAGGGUCGUCUGGUACAAACACCAGACAACAGGUUGGCCUGCCGUUUAUGAUGGGACCUACCCUGAUGGUGUUAUUGGUGAAUUUAAAGGACGGACUGCAGUACUGGGGAGUCCUUCAGAAGGGAACUGCACCCUCAGAAUAAACAACGUCAAGAUGUCUGAUGGUAUCACUCUGUUUCCCUACAUCAACCCAGAGUCUGACAAAUACUACAAACCGACUGUCCAGAUAAAGACUGAGCCUAGAAGCCGCCCUGUGAUAUCUGGGCCUGAGUUCCCAGUGCAGGAGGGUGCUGUGUUCCGCCUCAGCUGCAGUGUCCAGCACUCCUGCCCCCCCGCUCCCCCAGCCAUCGAGUGGAGAGGCCUGACGGAGGGCAGCACGGGGGUGUCCACUCAGAGGGUAGCAGAGCUGUGGGUGGAGGUGUCCACCGUGACGGUGACUGCAGCACGUUCUCAACAUGGCAAACAGGUCCACUGCCGCACCGGUGAUAUGUCAACAGAGAGCGAAUCUCUCACUCUGGACAUCGCAUUUGCGCCUAUUGAUGUGAAGACCAGCACUGAGAGUCCCAUCAUUGCAGAGCAUGGUAACAUCAACCUGACGUGUAACAGCAUGAGCAACCCAGAGCCUGAGCGGUAUGAGUGGCUAAUCACGAAUGGGAGCCGUCACUUCCAGCUGAACUCAAGCAGGGAAACUAUAACCAUCACGGAUGUUCAGAGGGACUUCUCUGCUGCCUGCAUCGCUCACAACGCCAUUGGGGCUGGACAGUCCACUAAAACAUCCGUAGAUGUCGCUUUUGUCUCCAUCAUGGUGCCAGAGUCCUCGUGCUCAGACACAGGAAGGAUGUUGAGAUGCUUGUGUCAGGUGGAGGCGAACCCUGUCGCCACGGUGACAUGGAUGUUCAAUGGGAGCACUAACAUCUCAGCAUCCGUGAUCCCUGCUGUCACCACGACAGGCGACUUGACGUCAUCAGAAGUCGUACUGGAGGGGAGACUAGCCGAGCAUGGGCCUGCUGUGUGUGUGGCAAAGAACUCCUACAGAACUGUGAAACAGCAGAUGGCCGUGCAGGAUGGAAAGAUCUCCCUGCCACUGCCAGUAUCCUUUCCAUGGAUUAUUUUGGCUUGUGCGUUUGGACUUUUUGGUUUGUGUGGACUGAUCUGUUUCUGCCGGUACACAACAAAAAGGAAAUCCAAAAGCUCAGAUGGAGCUACCUCACCUAAAAUCAACAGGCAGAGUGUCCCCUCUAACACCCAAGUCAUUAUGGCAGAUCUCAUUAAUGUCCACGUCCUCCUUGCCACCUACAUCUUAACGUUUCUGAUUGGCCUGCCCGCCAACAUCCUGGCAUUUUACGCGUUCAGCCAGAAGGCCCGCGACAACCCCACGCCCACGGACAUCCUACUGCUCAACCUGACCUCGUCUGACCUCCUCUUCCUCCUCUUCCUGCCGCUGAAGAUGUACGAGGCGGGUCAGGGCCUGCGCUGGUACCUGCCGCGGUUCCUCUGCUCGCUCAUGUCCUUCAUGUUCUUCACCACCAUCUACACCAGCUCGCUCCUGCUGACCGCGGUCAGCGUGGACCGCUUCCUGGGCGUGGCCUUCCCCAUCCGCUACCGGCAGCUGCGCAAGCCUCGCUACGCCAUCUGCACAGCCGCGCUGGCCUGGCUGGUCUCCUCGGCGCUCUGCAGCUUCGUCUUCGUGACCGAGCACCUGCUCGAGGCGGCCGGCAACAGCAGCCGCCCGCACGACAAGUGUUACGAGGACUUCAGCGGCGAGCAGCUUCGCGUGCUGGUCCCCGUGCGGCUGGUGUUCUUCGUGGUGCUGUUCGUGCUGCCGCUGCUCAUCUGCGUCUUCUGCUACACCACCUGCAUCCGCAUCCUCUACAGCAAGCCGUGCAUCCCGCCAGAGCGCAAGCGCAAGGCCAUCGGCAUGGCCGUGGGCACGCUGACCGUCUUCUUGGUCUGCUUCCUGCCCUACAACUCGGCGCAUCUGGUGGGCUUCCUGACCGGCAGUAGCCCUGAGUGGCGCUACUACACGCUGCUGCUCAGCACCUUCAACACCUGCCUGGACCCCAUCAUCUUCUACUUCUCCUCCAGUGCCUUCCGCACCACCACCAAGGUGUCCAUCGUCAAGAUGCUGAUGCUAAAUCGGACAAAUACUAUACAGAAGGACAAUCAGGCAUCCAGGCAGACCCUCAGCACCUGACCCGCUCACUCCUGUGUCCCUUUAAGUAUUUAUCAAAAUAAAGUGAGGCCCUGUCCACAUUAAGCCGGGUCAAUAUGAAUGCACGCUAUUAUCACACUAUCCACACUAAAAACGGCAUAUUCCCAGACCCCAAACCAAACUAUUUGAAAACUCUCUCUGAGGUGCACAAAUAAGAAUGACAUACUUGUCAUGAUAUUGAUACAAAUGUGGUGUUCCAGACCCCACCAACAACAAAAA